CCUCACUCCCACCUCACCUUCCAUUUCAACUCGCUGGCUCUUCCUUCUCCUCUUCCUCUCUCCCUCCCUACUUUGAAUUGUCACUUCUCUCUCCCUCUUCGUUUCCGUGCGUACUUGUAGAUAGAACAUCCCAGAAAGUCACUGCUUCCUCCCGAGUAUAUCUCUACGAAACCUGCGCUUCCUUUUCUGAGGUUUCUCGAUAAAGUUGGAGAAGGCAGGUUUCUCUUUUUAAGAUCCUAAAGGCCUUUUCCCGAAGAGCACCACUGAACUCUCCAUGCAAAGCCCUAUCGACACCAAAAAGGCAGGCGUUUCCACUUUCAUAGCUCAAUGGCCAAUUUACUCCUUGGGCUGGUCCGUUCGCUGCGACAAGGGCUUGCGCCUCGCCGUCGGGAGCUUCCUUGAAGAUCAUAGCAACAAAGUCGAGCUUGUCCAAUUCGACCCCGACACGUCCGAUUUCGCCCCCGAAUCCCACCUAGCCUUCGACCACCCUUAUGCGCCGACGAACAUCAUGUUCUUCCCCUCCGAGGACCCCUCGUGCCCGGACCUAAUCGCCACCUCUGGAGACUACCUGAGGGUGUGGGAGAUCCGUGAGGACCGGACCGAGCUCAAAGCCCUCCUGAACGGCAACAAGAGCAGUGAGUUCAGCUCGGCCAUCACCUCGUUCGAUUGGGCCAGCUUCGACACACGCCGCAUUGCCACUUGCAGCGUCGACACCACGUGCACCAUCUGGGACGUAGAGAGGGAGGCGGUUGAUGCGCAGCUGGUUGCUCAUGACAAGGAGGUGUACGACGUCUCAUGGGGCGGAUUCAACGUGUUCGCCUCAGUCUCCGGAGAUGGCUCGGUCAGGGUUUUCGACCUUAGAGAUAAGGAGCGGUCGACAAUCAUAUACGAGAACCCCACUGCGGAUAGCCCGCUGUUGAGAUUGGAGUGGAACAAGGCCGACCCGAAGUCGAUGGCCACGGUUGGGAUCGAUAGUAGUAAGGUGGUGGUGUUGGACAUUAGGUUUCCGACCACGCCUCUCAUGGAGCUUAAUAGGCACAAGGCUAGCGUGAAUGCAAUAUCAUGGGCCCCGCGGGUUGGGCGGCAGUUGUGCUCCGUUGGCGAUGACUCGAGGGUGUUCAUAUGGGAUGUCCUUACCGCCGGAUUCCGGCCAGAAAAUGCCGGGGAGGUGGAGCCAGAGAUGUGGUACGGGUCCUCGGCCGAGAUCAAUAAUGUGCGCUGGUCGCCGGUCGAGAUGGACUGGAUCGCCAUUACUUACUUGAAUAAGUUGCAGCUUCUAAAGGUUUGAAGCUGCAUAAUUUGUACGUCAAGAGAUGUUUUUCAAUUUCAAGUAGUUGUAAUUACAUGUCUAAGUCUAACGUAAGUGCAUGCGAACUUUAAGCAGCAUGCUAGAGAAGGCUAACAACUGAUAAUAUUGCCGCCCUUGAUGAUUAGGAUAAAAUUCGAGAUAGAAUAAAUUAUAUUAUUUCUUA
Messenger RNA from Syzygium oleosum, 1472 nucleotides. Its product is annotated as WD repeat-containing protein LWD1-like. The transcript has 3 exons. Gene Ontology annotation, cellular component: nucleus. NCBI's taxonomy places the organism in Eukaryota, Viridiplantae, Streptophyta, Magnoliopsida, Myrtales, Myrtaceae. The record is from RefSeq and is a predicted model, not a curated record. The coding region runs from base 275 to 1288 and encodes 337 amino acids. Gene Ontology annotation, molecular function: protein binding.